AUGCACAUGGAUUCAAGCAAUAUUCUUGAUGAGUCGUUUUGUGAGGAGUCUCCAGUCGAAAUGGGCCAAUCCUUUAUAAAGAAGAGGUGCUACGACACCAAUGUUGAAGCGGCAGGUGUAAGCCAAGUUUGCUCUCCGAGUGAUGAUAUUAACGCGAAGCUGGACACCAAUGUUGAAGAAGAGGAAGCGGGAGGUGUAAGCCAAGUUUGCGCUCCGAGUGAUGAUAUAAACGCGAAGCUGGACAUUCUUCUUAAUAACCAAAAAGCCAUAUGGGAUACUUUGCAGACAAGCAUCAACAACCAAGCAAAGUUGUCAACAAAUCAGGCGGAGCUGGAGAAGAAAUUCAUAUCACUCCAAAUGAAUGCAGUCGAAAACGCGGAAUUUCUCGCUCUAGCGAAAUCAGCACGCGAAAUAAAGGUUUCGGUGCAAAAUAUAGAAAAGGAAGUUUGUCGUAUGACGGGCGAAGCAUGUGACAAAAUUAUGAACGAAAUUGCCACCAUGUUGCCCUGCUCCGCAUAUACCCCGAUAAUGGCGCUCGAGGAGAAAUUAAAGGCCAAGGAGUAUGUGAAAGCAAUGACCACAUACUUGUACAAAGUCAAAGGCAUGUCGGACGACGUUGGCGGUGUUUUCAAAAAGCUUUUCACCGAUGAGUCCUUGGCUGAAUUUAAUUGGGAAGGGAGGUGGGAGAAAAAAGCCUUGAGAGAACUGACGUUAUUUGAGCAUGUUUUGCGCGACGUUUUCAAUAAAAUGACGUCCAAGGAGUUCGAGCACGCGGUUAAAAAACAAGUGGAGCGGAGUCAUCAUCGUCUUCAUCAAAAAAAAUAUGACUCCAAGAAAAGCGACAAAAAAUAA
Molecule: messenger RNA, 852 nt
Organism: Rhagoletis zephyria (snowberry fruit fly)
Lineage: Eukaryota; Metazoa; Arthropoda; Insecta; Diptera; Tephritidae
Source: RefSeq, a predicted model, not a curated record